Solea senegalensis (Senegalese sole) is the source of this 4330-nucleotide messenger RNA. RefSeq names its product golgi membrane protein 1 (gene golm1). Gene Ontology annotation, cellular component: Golgi apparatus. Lineage: Eukaryota; Metazoa; Chordata; Actinopteri; Pleuronectiformes; Soleidae. Bases 230 to 1477 code for a protein of 415 amino acids. The record is from RefSeq and is a predicted model, not a curated record. The transcript is spliced from 11 exons.
UAAGUGCAAGAAAAACGCAAGAAAAAUCAGAACCGCUGCUUACUCACACUGCACUGCGGGCUGUAGGUAUCUGCCGUGUUGUCUGUAUGCAAACAAUGGAUUACACUGUCUAGCGGUGAUGUGCGGCUAACUGCGAGCUCAUCGAAACGGUCUGAAGCGUCUCUCCUCAUCCUGAGCCCAGUCUUUAUUUCCUGCUUCGUGUCUUGGGUGUACAGGUCUUUAGACAGCCAUGGGUGGGUUGGGGAACGGGCGUCGUGGAGUAAGAUCACCCCCUCUUCUGAUUGGUGCUCUUAUCGCCUGUAUCCUGGUUCUGGGAUUUAACUACUGGGUGUCCAGCUCCCGCAACCUGGAACUACAGACUAAGCUGUAUGAGUUGGAGGGCCAGGUAAGACGGGGAGCAACAGAACGAGGAGCGGCAGAGUUGAAGAAGAUCGAGUUCCAGGAGGAGAUCCAGAGACAGAGGGAGCAGAUCAGCCACGUGGAAAGCCUCUAUAGGACGCAGCUGGAAGCAGCACAGGACUCGUGCAACCAAGAAAAGAUCAAACAUCAGCGGAACAUUUCCUCCUGUGCAAAAACCACACAAGAACUCAAAGGUCAGUUGAACCAGCUGAAUGAGGACCUGGGGAAUCAGCAGAAAGAGCUACAAAGUUGUCAAGGCAAUAUCAAGACUCUUAACAACAAACUCACGUAUGACAUGACACACUGUCACUCUCAGGUCCUGUCCCAGAAGGAGUUGUGUGAUGAAAGAGUGGCUGCUGCGAAACUUGAAGUUCAGAAAAAAAUGGAGAAGCUCAUGCUUCCCCCAGCUGCUUCCUCACACGAAAAUCCAUCGACUGCAGCAACACACCAGGAGGGAGCAGUGGUGACUGUGGCUCACACAGUGAAGACGGCAACGGUUGUGAACCACACUCUAGGCCUCUCCCAACCUAAAGGAAAGGAACCGGCUGAACUGCUGACAAAUGAGAUCAUUGUGGACGGAGCUGCUGAUGUAUCAGAGGACCUGCCUCUUGUGAAUGACGUCGCUAAAAUGGAUUCACAAUCAGAUCCCUCUGCUGCUGCUGCUGUUGUUGUGAAGGAGGCCAUUUUGCCACCACCAGAGGGUGCAGUCAAAACGCAAGUGGCUGACACAGAGCCAAGUAAACUUGAGAAGAAUAAUCUGACUGAGGACAAAGAGAAGAAGGUGAUGGAUGUUCAUGAAGAGGACACUCAGACAGAAGAGGCGGACCCUGGGAUGGAAGGCAUGCUGAUUGGCCAGGGGAAGGUUGAUGAGACUCCUGUUGAUCUGAAGUUGGAGGAGCCAGAGGAGUAUGAUGCCGACGAGCAAAUAGUGGGAGGAGAUCUGGAGAAACAACAGCAGAAUAAACAGGCUGAAAAUAUAGACAAGGAAAUGGAAGAGGAGCUGGCUGACUACAAUGGCAAUGACGAUAAUGAGGGGGAGUUUGAAGCAGACAAACAAGCGGAGCUUGCUCAAAACUGAGGGCCGAUGUUGGAAAAGGACAUUGGACUUGAUACAGGUUAAGGCACCCCCCCCAAACACGGCAAACACAAAACCGUUACCAAUGAUUUUCAGCCGACAGACUUGUUGUGAUAUUAGUCAUUUGUGUUGAUUUAAUCCGAAAUUUUGUCCACACCGGUUUCUUAACGUAUCACAGUUAGAACACGGUAGCAACAUCUGUCCUCAGUGAUUCGCAGUGAUUCCCCCGUCCUUUAUUCAAAUGAACACUAAUCUCAAAAUGAUGUUGUAUUGUUAGCUAAUCUGACUGUCCAGGUGUGUGUCAAUGUGUGUGUGUGUCUGUUUGUGUCUGUGGCGGAGAUGUAGAAUGAAUGUAUUGAUGCUGAUUACAGUAAAAUACUGUGAAACAAUGGCUGGUGCUGAGGAGGUGGUGUCUCAUGCAGCCUGAGGAUGAAUUGCAUUCAUGCAGCGUGUCCUCGCACCAUCCCCAAAAUGUGGCUUGUGUGCUUGGGUCGCAUUCACGAUGGACUGUGGGCGUUUUCCGAUCUGCAAUUUUUAGUGCAAUCUGCACCCGGUGGGAUCGCUGAGGACAGACGUUACUAGGAUUGAAAAGGGUUUAUUCAUGGCUACCACCAGGGGGCAACCAAGAUAUGUCGCGUCCACUGUGGGGAGCGUUCAUGUCGUCCGUCGUUACAUGGUCAUUUAUCGCAAUAUUCAGCAUCAGUCGACCGUACAUGUUUACAGUUCACGUGCAUUUCAAUAUAUACAGGUAGCCCCCUCGCUGUCGUGGUGACCGUGCUCACGUUCAUUUAAAUAAAUGAUAUAAAAGUUAUGUAAACAAAAAAAAAGGAAUUCUACAUUUUCUAAUAAUCACUACCUUUGUAAUUGGGGAUUAGAUGUGUUGUCUGUGUUCACUCCUUAAUGACUGUAACUUGAUGAUAAUGUUAAGACCCUUAUAGGGUUAUGAGGUGUCACAUAGUGUAGGAAAUGUAAAUAAUCUCAGUGAUGGGACUGUACGAACAGCAUGAGCCUCUUCUCUCUCUCUCGAGGCACAACAGCAUCUUAAACAAUGCCUUAAGAUACUCCUGUACGUCUACAAAAGGGUUAUUAAAGCAGCAAAUGAAGGAAGUGUAUGGAUAUUCUUGUUUUAGUGUUGCUGAACAAAAACAGCCUUUUUGGAGGGUUGAUUAUGUUUUUCCAUUAAAUGUCAGAAAAAGGGGCUCAGUGUUCCCCAAUACAUCAAAUGAAGUUGUUCUGUUUUGUCCGCAAACCAAAAUGAUUUCAGUUUCAAUGAAUUCUCUAUGUGAAGCAAAGAAACCAGAAAAUAUUCACAUUUAAGAAGCCGCAGAAUCUGAGAAAUUCUGAAAUGUGCUAUGUUUCUACGUGUGAGCCAAAAAAAGUAUUUCUUUGUUAUCCAGAGCAAAGAAAUUAAGAAAAUAUUCACAUUUAAGAAGCUUAAACAAUCAGAAAUCUUGUUUUAAUCAUGAAAAAAAGCUUCAAACUGAUUAAGCGAUUAUCAAAAUAGUUGUCGAUUCAUCGAUUGUUUCAGCUCUAGACUUGCACCACAUGUUUUUGACGCCGUCUCUCCUCUACUGAUAUGAUGGAAGACUUUAUUAAGAACACAAAGAGAGACAUUUCUGAGAAUUGCUGUAAUAUCUUGAAGGACUUCUCCUUUAUUUAGGAUCAGUGAGUUGUGCUUUGUCUACUGCAGUCAAAUUAUGUAGCUGUGCUAAAAAUGUGUUCGUCUGCUCAUUUUAAAGCCGUCCCGAGAUUGGAAAUGGUGUGGCAGAUUUUAAAUAUCAACUAUAUUAAGCAUCAGAAAUAACAAAAAAGAAAAACGGUAAACUGGAACAGAAUGUUUUAUUUCCUUGUGUUUUUGUUCCUUGUGACAAUAUUAUUUUUCAGGGAUUCUGCUUCAUUUCAACGUGGUGAAUUUGACUUGUAUCAUCACACAUCAGUGUUGAAAUGCAUUAGCUCAUCAUCAACCGUCAUUUCCAAGUAGGUGAUAAGUGAAUGGACACAUGGCCGUUACAAGGUCAUGUGAGCAGGAUGGUUUUACAUGUGCUGCAGCAGAGUUUCCCCUUUAAUGUAAAGAAGGUAAUGGUUAAACAUUAACAUGACACACAUUAGCUUUAACAGAGAUGAAUUAACACAAGAUACAGCUCAUUAAAUGGCGUUUACUGUGGAUUAACAUGAAUAGCUUGACUAUGCAUCAUCCGUAGUAAGUGUGCCACCAGAAAAACACCAGACGGCAUAUUAUGAGAACCUAACGUAACAUGAUUAUUUCAUUAUGUCAUAUUUCAGUUCACAAAGGAUUUCUUUCAAAUGCUAAAAGCCAAUCAAAUUUCAAAGUUGCUCUUUUGUCCCGAGUCAUAUCAGCUUCAUUAAUUUAUUUUAGUUUUAUUGUUAUUGAAAUAUGAACGUGCUCAUGGUGUUACAGAGUAACCAUACACGUAAGAACCAGGAGAACUUCUCCUCUCCUCACAUCAAUCGUUCUGCCUGCUUUUAUCGCCCUUAUGUUAUCUUGGAGACAUCUGAAAUGUUGUGUUAUAUAUAUAUAUAUAUUUUUAUUUUUUUUGCAGAGCUGUUGUUAUUGUAAUUAUCUGAAAUUGCAAAGUUUGGACAACUACUGCUUUUGUUUUUUCCAGAAUGCAUUGUUUGUCUAAUUCAAGGGACAAAAUAAGUUCUGAACUGGGAAUCUGUUUAAUUAGAGAGAAAUGUUUUAUGAUUUUUAUAAAGUGGACUAACAUUUAUUUUGUUUAUUUGUUAAUGUUUAACUUUAUUCUGUACUGCUGAACACAUUUCUGAAAGGUUUAAAUAAUCAUGGGCUAUAUUGAUCAUUCAUAUAAAAGAGAAUAAAUUUGUUUUUAUUACUAA